Nerophis lumbriciformis (worm pipefish) is the source of this 828-nucleotide messenger RNA. NCBI's taxonomy places the organism in Eukaryota, Metazoa, Chordata, Actinopteri, Syngnathiformes, Syngnathidae. The record is from RefSeq and is a predicted model, not a curated record.
AUGGACUCAAUGGACAAAAUAUUUCACCCCAGCCUGGCGGCGGCGCUGAUGAAGCUGGAUCCCGAAGACGGCGAGAAAAUGAUGGAGUAUUUCCAAACCCACGCGCUGCUAGCCAGAGAGAAAUCCCUCCUGCAGGCGUCGGUACGCGAGCAGAAGAAGCUGCUGGUGGAAAACGGGAAACUGAAGAAGGACAUCGAGCAGCUAAGGAAAGAGCUCCACGACAAACAAAGGAGACGCGUCGCUAAAGCCCUCCUCUCGCUGAGCAAACCUGCCGACCCACCUUCGCCGACUCCCUCGAACGAGCUCGAAGCAGAACGCGGACGAAAAGGAACCAAAAUGGCGGACGUGUCGCAUCUGAACCUGCGAGUAGGGCGGAUCCUCAGCGUCCGCCGCCACCCGCUGGCAGCCAAUCUGGCCGUUCAAGACGUGGACUUGGGGGAGAACACCCCGCGCGUUGUCGUCAGCAAGUGGCGCUCAGACCACCUCGUCGGUUCGUUAGCCGUGUUGCUCUGCAACGUCAAGGCCGGGAAAGUCAAGGGCGUGGCUUCGCAGGCCCGGCUCCUGCGAUGCUUUCACCCUGACGGGCCCUUCGAGCUGCUGGCCCCGCCUCCAGGCUCCGCCCCAGGGGACAGAGUCACCUUCCCAGAUUUCCCAGGGGAACCGGAACGUGAGCUGCGGCCCAAACGGCGCUUGUGGGAGCGUGUUCAACCCGGAAUGCAUGUGGAUGCGAGGGGCGUGGCCAACUACCAGGGCUGCGACCUGCAGGUGAAGGGCAAAGGCCCGUGCAAAGCGCCGUCCCUCACCGACUGCGCCAUCGGUUGCACGUAA